Candidula unifasciata is the source of this 1270-nucleotide messenger RNA. NCBI's taxonomy places the organism in Eukaryota, Metazoa, Mollusca, Gastropoda, Stylommatophora, Geomitridae. The record is from the annotation of a GenBank genome assembly.
AAAUGUGAAGUUAAACGAGUUUGAAGGAGGUCUGCACUCCAGAGUGCUUGCUCUACAAAGCAAAUGGCGUGCAGUCUGGCAUAUGUCAGUCGACAGGAAGAAACGUCUGCAGGAUGCAUAUGAAACUUUGUUAGAGAUUGAGAGUUUUAAAAACUUUGACUUUGACCUCUGGAGGUUGCGAUACUUAAAUUGGAUACAAUCACAGAAGUUUCGAGUCACAGACUUUUUCAGACGACAAGAUAAGGAUAGUGAUGGAUUCUUGGACAGGGAACAGUUUGUUAGUGGCAUGCUGAAGUCUAAGUUCCCUACAACACGUACAGAAUUGAAUGCAGUAUUUGAUAUGUUUGACAAUCGUAAGAGAGGCCUUAUUGAGUAUAAAAACUUUGUGGAUGCAGUCAAGACAGACAGGAGAAACCAGGCCAAGAGUAGCAGCCACAAGGCACAGUCAGACAUGGAGCUGAUACAUGCAGAGAUCGAGAGAGAGCUUUCGACAUGUCAGUGCCGUCAACCAUUCACAGCAGAGUGGAUUGAUGAAGGAAAAUAUAUGUUUGGGGAGAAACGUAAACUGUGCCUGGUGCGCUACCUCAACAAAACUGUGAUGGUUCGUGUUGGUGGGGGCUGGGUGACUCUGGAAGAGUUUGUGGAGCAGAAUGAUCCUUGUCGAGGCAAAGGGCGCACAAACUUGGAGUACCAUGAACACUCCCCACGUCCUCAAACAUCGACACCAAACAACAGUUACACCGUACGACCAGGCAGUGCUAGUGGGCGAACUUCGCCAUUUCCUACCGGAGUGCGGCGGCGACCAAACGAUACAGGAUAUGCUUCAUCGAACUCAUCUGGAAGUAAUGAUUCCUCAUUGAGACGAAGCAGGAUCGCCACCUCCAUGAUGAACCUGGCCAGCAACCUGUCCCUGUCCCUAGGGCCUGCCACUGAAACAUUCGGAUCUUCAGGAAAUCUGAAUCGGACAAAGCGUCUCAGCAACUCAUCUUCAAAUUUGUCUGGCCGUAAAACACCAACACCCUUGUCGUUGUCCUCCAAUCGUCGACUGUACUCGUUCACCCCUCGGGCCACCACGCCUACCGUUGCGUUUGGUACAAGCAUCAAGUCACGACCUACAACACCAUCAAUUUCACCCCGCACAACAUCCACACCCCCGAGAGCCAGUAUCAGCACACCCACGAAGAUGGGCAUGAGCCAGGCAACUUUGGGGCCCCCCAGGCAGCGCAGGUUGCCAUCCACCCCUCAAACACCAAGCCAAGGGUUCAGAUAG